This is a messenger RNA of Paramuricea clavata, 3812 nucleotides long. The record is from the annotation of a GenBank genome assembly. NCBI's taxonomy places the organism in Eukaryota, Metazoa, Cnidaria, Anthozoa, Malacalcyonacea, Plexauridae.
AUGAUGCAAGGAAUAGCGGACAGUUUGAUCAUAUCUGGCAGUAUCGAAGGUGUGAAUUGUGACAUGGUGAUAGAUACGGGAUCUAACAUUACAAUUUUGAGACCGGACGUAUUGGGGCGAGUUUCGAAAGACGUAGACAUUGAUGUACAGCCAGUAAACAGUUUAUUACGGACAGUAACCGGUGAAACAACACCAGUACAAAGUCGUGGUAAGCUCGCUUUUCAAGUUGGAAAUUUGAAAGUCGUACAUGAUGUAUGGAUUGCAGAUGUCGAGAACGAGUGUAUUUUGGGACUAGACUUUCUGAUUUCGAAUGACUGUGUUGUUGAUGUACAAGAAUCCUGUUUGCGUAUUGGCCCGGAAGAAAUUCGAUUCAAGGGGAUGACAGCCACAAAGAAAUCAGUUUGUCGCAGAGUGAUGGUUGCUGAAACAUGGUUGGUUCCACCGAAGAGCGAAGCGAUAAUUCCAGGAAUGCUGGACGGUGAUGGUAGUUCUGAAGAAGGUUGGGGAGAAAUCAACCCUAGCAAGGAACCAGGAUUGUCCAGUGAUAUUCUCGUAGCAAGGACGGUUGUAGAUAUUCGUAAGCCCAUAUUUGCUGUAAGAGUGUUAAACAUGUCGGAUGAUGAACGAAUAGUCCGUGAAGGUACAGAUGUUGCUAGUUGUGAAAUCAUCGACAGUGUGACCGUGGUGGGGAAGACUGAGCCUGGAAGUCGUGAAGCGAGUGAUGAGUUACCUGAAGUGGUAAAGAAGCUUUAUGACCGUAGUUCCGGAGGUUUGGACGAUUCGCAAAAGAGUCAGUUGUAUUCGUUGCUGGUGGAAUUUAAAGACGUGUUUUCAGAAAGUUCAGGUGACUUAGGGAGAACAUCUUUAACUUCACACAAGAUUGACACUGGUAACCAAAAACCGAUCAAACAACAACCGCGGCGUCUACCACUGGCGAAGGUGGACAUUGCACAAGAGGCGAUUAAAGGAAUGUAUGAGCAAGGAAUUAUCGAGCCUUCAAGCAGCCCCUGGACAGCGCCUAUUGUCUUGGUGAAGAAGAAGGACGGCACAAACAGGUUCUGCGUUGAUUACAGAAAGUUGAAUGAUGUGACGAAGAAAGAUUCCUACCCGCUCCCUCGAAUCGAUACGACACUUGACGCGUUAGCUGGCUCGAAGUGGUUUUCAACUCUGGACAUGAAGAGUGGUUAUUGGCAGGUGGAAUUGGAACAAUGUGACAAAGAAAAAACGGCGUUCUCGACAGGCUACGGGUUGUGGCAGUUCACCGUUAUGCCAUUUGGGUUAUGCAACGCCCCCGCUACAUUCGAAAGGUUGAUGGAGUUAGUUUUGGCUGGUCUGCCUUGGAGCGUGUGUCUUCUCUACUUAGACGACAUCUUGGUACAUGGAAAGACGUUCGAAGAAGAGAUACUUAAUCUACGCGAAGUCUUUGGUCGUUUUCGAGCAGCCAACCUCAAACUGAAUCCGAAGAAGUGCGAGCUGUUCAGACAGAAAGUGCUCUAUCUGGGACAUAUUGUGACCCAAGAAGGAAUUUCAACGGAACCAAGCAAAGUUGAAGCUGUGACUACGUGGCCAAGACCUACGAACAAGCGAGAUUUAAGAGGAUUUCUAGGACUUUGCUCGUACUAUCGCAAGUUCAUUAAGUCAUUUGCCGACAUUGCAAGCCCAUUGCAUAAACUCACCGAGAAAGAAAUGUGUUUGAUUGGUCUGAACAAUGUGAGGAAGCGUUUGGAGAAUUGAAGCGUCUUUUAACGGCAGCCCCAGUGUUGGCCUACCCAAUUGCGUCAGGGAGAUUUACGAUAGACACGGAUGCGAGCGAGAGAGGAAUUGGCGCUGUCUUAUCUCAAGAACAAAACGGAAUAGAAAGAGUUGUCGCGUACUUUAGUCGAAGUCUGAGCAGAAGAGAACGAAAUUACUGUGUGACGCGAAAAGAGUUACUAGCAGUGGUCAAAGCAACAGAAAAGUUUCAUUAUUAUCUCUAUGGUCAACGAUUCGUGGUGAGAACUGAUCAUGCUUCAUUAAAGUGGUUGUUCAAUUUCAGGCAGCCAGAAGGACAGAUUGCUCGUUGGUUGCAGAAGUUACAAGAAUAUGACUUUGAGAUCGUGCAUCGUGCAGGAAGAAGUCAUGUCAAUGCAGAUGCUUUGUCACGACGACCAUGUUAUGAGUCAGCAUGCAAGUUCUGUUCGGCUUUAGAAGAUAAAGAUAAUGAAAACGAAGCGAUAAGUGAGGAAGAAGAAAGGGAUAUGCGCGGAAAUGGAAUUUCAAGAGGGGCGACCAUAAACCAAGACGAACUGUUGUUUCAAAUUUGGACAAAGGAAGAGCUCAGGACGAAGCAAGUGGAAGAUCCAGAUAUUAGACAUGUGAUGGAAUGGAAGAUUAACGGAAGACCAGAAUGGAAAGACAUUUCGGCUAUGAGUCCAGUUACAAAAUCAUAUUGGGCGCAGUGGGCAUCAAUUGAUGUGGUGGAUGGAAUCCUUUAUCGACGUUGGGAGGAUGCAAGUGGACGUGAAGUGAAGUAUCUCUAUUUAACACCAAAGGCGAUUCAAGAUGAUGUUUUGCGAAAUCUACAUGACUCUCCAACUGCGGGACACUUCGGCGUGAAGAAAACGUUAGCUCGCGUUCGACAACGUUUCUAUUGGAUAAACCUGAGAUGGUCAGUGGAGAACUGGUGCAGAAAAUGUGAGAAAUGUGCGUCGCGUAAAGGAUAUCCUAGAAGAGCCAAAGCUCCGUUGAAAUUGUACACCGUUGGUUCGCCGAUGGAGAGGAUAGCUAUCGACGUGUUGGGACCGCUUCCAAAAACAGAUUCGGGAAACCAAUAUAUACUCAUUGCUCAAGAUUACUUCACGAAGUGGCCGGAAGCCUUUGCUCUUCCAGACCAACAAGCAGUUACUGUCGCAGAAGUGUUGGUCAACCAGUUCUUCACUCGGUUUGGGAUCCCUAUGGAGUUACAUUCUGAUCAAGGGAGGAAUUUUGAAUCUGAAACUUUUCGAGAAGUUUGUCGGUUACUUGGAAUUAAUAAAACGAGAACAACUCCUUACCAUCCUCAGUCGGACGGAAUGGUGGAACGUUUUAACAAGACAAUAGAAGAUGGAUUGGCGAUGUUUGUGAAUGCUCAUCAAACCGACUGGGACAUGCAUAUUCCUCUGUUGUUAAUGGCAUAUCGUAGUGCAGAACACGUAGCAACGAAGAUUAGUCCAUCCCGGAUGAUGCUUGGUAGAGAGAUGAAAUUGCCUAUUGAUGUUUGGGCAGGACGACCGGAAGGUGGUGAGAUGCCACGAAGCAGCCCGAUGUACGCGCAGAAGUUACAAGAAAAGAUGGACGAAGUGCAUAUGUUUGCAAGAGAUAACUUAAAAAUCAGUUCUGGUGCGAUGAAGCAACAUUAUGACGUGAAGGCUAUGGCAGUGAAAUACGAAGUGGGUACGGGUGUUUGGCUUCAUAACCCACAACGGAAAAAGGGAAGAUCACCAAAGUUGAGCAGAAAUUGGGAGGGCCCUUACGUUGUGGUGAAGCAAAUAAAUGACGUUGUCGUUCGAAUAAAGAAGGGGCCCCAGGCAAAGCCCAAAGUUGUGCACAUCAAUCGACUGAAACCUUACACAGGUGGAGAGUAUUUUGGUUGGUUCGCAGAGAAAGGAAGCACUGGUUCCGGAACUUCGAGGAACUUAGAUAUCGGCAAGUCGACUUUACCUGGGGUGAGGACAACAUCAAAGAAAGAGAGUAAUGGUAAAACACAAACAGUAGGACCACGGUUGAAUCGUUGCGUCCCGGUAUACGAACUAGGAAACAACCACAAAGAUAUACACCGUAAGAUUUUUGGUUGA